Rubroshorea leprosula is the source of this 1650-nucleotide messenger RNA. The record is from the annotation of a GenBank genome assembly. Lineage: Eukaryota; Viridiplantae; Streptophyta; Magnoliopsida; Malvales; Dipterocarpaceae.
CAUCAAUGGCCUCCAAUCCCAACCUACUCUCUCAGAAAAUACGACACUCAAUCUCAUCUCUCUGCAACUCCAAACCGCCAUAUGCUUCUUCUAACGCCCUACUUUCGGUGUUUCCAUUUCGUCGCUCUACUCAUCUUCCUCUAAGAGCAACCAAUUCCCGUCCAAUAUCCGCCGUUACCGGUGGCAUUAGUUUCUCUUGGGACGACAUUGAUCGAGUCUCUCAGCCGCAAUAUGCCCCGCACGAUUGUUCUGAUCUCGGAGGCUUCUUCGACAAAAUCGGGAUAUGCAACCGUGGCUCGGAAAUGCAUUCUGAGUUCUUUCCAUUUGUCAUUGAGGGCCAGAUUGUUGGUUACAUACAUCACCAUUUUGCAAAUAAUUUAAGGAGUUUUCAGGAAGUGUUUAUAUUCUCUAAAGAUAGCUCUUAUGGGGGCUGCUUUGGCAGUCAUGUGACAUUACAUCCAAUGCUCAAAUCACCUGAGGGUAAAACUGGAGCUGUAGGAGAAGUGAUCAAAUGCCUGGCUGAAAAAGAACUGAUUCCGGGUAUAAGGAACGAGCUGUACCCUGUAGUGUCAUCGUUUGGUGCACCAAUCUUUUUCUCCCUAGAACGGGCUGCUGCUCCUUAUUUUGGAAUAAAGGCUUAUGGAGUUCACAUGAAUGGCUAUGUUGAGAAGGAUGGGCAGAAAUUUCUAUGGAUAGGGAAGAGAAGUCAAGCAAAACCUACUUUUCCUGGGAUGCUUGAUCAUCUAGUUGCUGGAGGAUUGGUAUACUUCAAUUCUUUGACAUGAUGAUUCUAGCCUCAUGGGAUUGCUUGCGGGGAGAAUCUUAUGAAGGAAUGUGAAGAGGAAGCUGGAAUACCCAGAUCCAUAUCCAAUAGUGCAAUACCAGCUGGUGCUGUUUCGUAUGUGGAUAUUGAUGGUUGUAGAUACAAGAGAGAUGUGCUAUUUUGUUAUGAUUUGAAACUUCCUGAAGGCUUCAUACCCAAAAAUCAAGAUGGAGAGGUGGAGAGCUUUAGGUUGAUCCCAGUGCCAAAUGUUGCAAAUGUGGUAAAAAGGACUGAGUUUUUCAAGCCAAAUUGCUCCAUUGUCAUAAUUGAUUUCCUCUUUCGACAUGGGUAUGAUUCUUUCAAUUGGUAAUUGGUAAUUUUGUGCUCUGGAGCAGUUAGUGUUCUUCAUCUAUCCCCUAGUUUACAAACUCUUUUAUAUAUUGGUUUUGGUCAUCAAUCCUUGCAGGUACAUGAAUCCUGAAUAUUUAGGAUAUUUGGAUCUUCUACGAAGUUUGAAGAGUGGAGAUUGCUCAUGAAUUUGCAUUUUCUUUCUAGUAUGUCCUUGAUCCUUCCUGUUUUUGUUUUGGGAGGAAAAAAUAAUAAUAAGCCUGCUAAUUUUUUCCAGAAUCAAAAUUUUAUUAUCCAAAUAAUAAAUAAUUGGAUUAUACAGUUAAGAGGCUGUAAUGGAUUAAGUUAUAAGAUGAUGUACUAUUGAUCAUGAAAGGCGAGAGUAAUAACUUGAACAAAGAACUAGUAACUCGUUCAAUGUCAACGGCAGUCUCUCAGGAGCUUGGGCAUGAAGACUUGAUUUCGAGUUGUUGAUCAUGUAAGGGAAGAGUAGAGAAUAGGAAAUUUCUUUAUCUUGCCAAUAAAACAUUGGUAGUGGU